AUGGCCGCCGCCGUCGCCGAACACCCGCGAUUCUUCCCCACGCGCACCGACGCGCUGAGUUCUGAGGACUUUGAAACAGCCUCGAUCCGUUCCGCCGCACCGUCUUACUACGCGCCUUCAUACCACUCCACUGCACCCAACCCAGAGCCGAUACCCGCAUACUCGCCCCCGGCAAACAACGCCGCCGCAAACCCGAAUGGCUCCACCCAAUACCCGACUUCCCUGCUACCCGCCGCCCCGGCCCCGACCCGCUCUGGCACCACAACCCCCCAGCCCCGCUCCGGCCUGCCCCCGAUCCCGCCCGCGUCGGCCGUCGUUCCCCAGCUCAACAACUUCCGCAUACCGACAUGGUCCACCGUGCAUUCCAACCCGACCCUCAACAACGUCGCCCGCAGGCGCAUGAACCAGGGCGGAGCCGACCCUGUCGCACACUUGCGGCGCUUCAUGUCAGAGCGCAUGGCGGAGGAAGAGGCAGCGCAGCGCGCGAGGGACUUUCGCCCGCUCGAGGACCCGUACCUGGUCGGCGAGGAGGCGGCGUCGCGGGCUAGGAGGGAGAGGCUCGCGAGGGAGUCUGGAGACGAUAUCCUGUGGGACGAGGACCGCCGUUGGAACAGGUUUCUUGCGCAAAUGCAAACUUGGGAAGACCGCGACCGCAGCCCCUGGAGAAAUGUGCGUCAGAACGAACCGGUCAACCAGCGCAAGAAGCUGAGCAGGCGCCUCGCGGGACGUCUUUGGUAG
Molecule: messenger RNA, 738 nt
Organism: Colletotrichum chrysophilum
Lineage: Eukaryota; Fungi; Ascomycota; Sordariomycetes; Glomerellales; Glomerellaceae
Exons: 3
Coding region: 1-738 (245 amino acids)
Source: RefSeq, a predicted model, not a curated record